UACGGAGUGUCCCCUGUCCCCCCCCUGGACUAUAUUUUAAAGUUGUAUUUGUGGUUGUACAUAAUUAAUUCUAAUAAAUAACUAUCGCAAAACGUUUUAAUAAACAAAAAAAUUUACUGUUUCAUAAAUAAUUCUACAGAUUAUUAAUGGCCUUAGGGUUCAAAAAAUUUUUGGGAAAAUUCAGGAUUGUAAAUUAUGUAACAAUAACACAUAGUUUACGCAGUUUUAUGACCACUUCAACUAACAUGGAAAAAGCAUUAGAAAAUUUAAAAACCAAUCCGUACUACGAAAAGUACGCUGCACGCAUCGCAGAUCUACAGAAAACAUCACCCGAAGAAUUCAUGCAAAGAGUUGAAGUUCAGCAAAAGUCCAAGGAAGAGGAAAAGAAGAAAAAGUUCGCGUCCGUGGACACAAGACAAUUCUCCUCUGUGUUAAAUCCUAAACAAGCACUAAAAGAAGAUACUGAGAGCAAUGUCAAGAGGCUCAGUGAUAUAUUUAAAGUGGAUCUUGUUGAAGAUAAAGAUGCAGCAGAGAUUAGAACUAUUUGGGAGGAGUAUCACAAGAGUAAGGAAGUGAUAUCAGCAACUAUUCCGAAAGAGACGUAUGCACUGCUGCAACAGAACAUGCAGCUGUGUCCCACUUUCUUGUUCCCGCUGCCGCGCUCCCAGGGCUACGAGUUCAUCAUGUGCCAGAGCUAUGCUCACACAAUACAUUUCACGCCUCUCCUUGCUUAUCAGGUGCACAAGGAGAACGCGCCCGAGUGCCUCACCAUGGUGCACUACACGGAGCUGGCUGACAAGGGUAUCAUCCUCAUGCGCGGUGAAUUCGACAAGAACGUGUUGGAUGGCCAAGAAGCUCAAUGCCUGGCAAACCAAUUUCAAAUGUACUAUAGCGGCAAAGAUGCUGCCAAGUUGCAGUUGCUCCAGACAUUCACAAAGAACCCGGAUACCUUUAAGCACAUGGAUCUUAUAGCACAGCUGGAAAAUAUUGGUUUAUAAUUAAAUAAAAAUGUAUAAUUAUUGUUU
This is a messenger RNA of Helicoverpa zea (corn earworm), 1025 nucleotides long. RefSeq names its product ATP synthase mitochondrial F1 complex assembly factor 1. Bases 147 to 998 code for a protein of 283 amino acids. The transcript is spliced from 4 exons. Lineage: Eukaryota; Metazoa; Arthropoda; Insecta; Lepidoptera; Noctuidae. The record is from RefSeq and is a predicted model, not a curated record. Gene Ontology annotation, biological process: mitochondrial proton-transporting ATP synthase complex assembly. Gene Ontology annotation, cellular component: mitochondrion.